AUGACCAAAAGACGAACGAAAAAUGCAAAACCAACUGGUUUUAACAAAUCCUUGGGUAAUGCGCUACAGAAUCGUGCAGAGAAUCGUUUCACGGCAAGCUCCAGCUCUGGACCAGCUGUAAAUGAGGUAAGUUCAAUUUUUUAUUAUUUAAAUUUUACGAUUUAAAGUGAAUUUUUCAGAAUAAACCUACGAAAGUUUUGGCAUCUGUAACUCACGAAAAUGCGUACGAAGAGUUCUUCAACAACGCUGAAUUGGCAGGCAAAGAUUUUGGUGCUACCAGAUGGGAUUUUCAGCUUUUACAAACGUAAGUUAAUUAGAAAAUGAUUAUUUUUGGUUUAGUGGAACGUCCGUCGUCAAUGUACAAAGUUUACAAGACAAAACAUUUGAAGACUUGACAAAGAAGUUUGGGCAUCUGUUGAAGGUACCAAGAAGGCCAGAUCCAAACAGUUAUUCAACGCCAGAAGGAUUGGAAGCUCAAGAAAUGCGAAACUUCCUGGAAUGGAGAACAUCCUUGGCUCAACUUGCGGAGGUUAGUCUAUCUUUGUGUUUUUCGUUAGUCUGUUUUAUUUUUUAUAUUAGUUUUUCCUUAUCUUAUACGGUUUUAGGGUGAUGGUGUUGUUUUAACGCCGUUUGAGAGGAAUCUUGAACUCUGGAGACAACUUUGGCGUGUAGUCGAACGAAGUGAUGUUGUUGUACAAAUUGUGGAUGCCAGAAACCCAUUGUUGUUUAGAAACAAAGAUUUGGAAGCUUACAUGGGAGAGUUUUCUCCGCCAAAGAAGUGCUUGUUGUUGGUGAACAAAGCAGAUCUUUUGACGAAUGAGCAGAUUGCCAUGUGGAAAGAUUACUUCAGAAGUGUAAAUAUUCAAUCAGUGUUUUGGUCGGCUACAAAUGCAGAUGAUACGACAGAAGAAAAAAAAGCAGGCUCUUCUAAUGAACAUAUUGUUAGCAACACAACUGUAAGGGCUUUUAUCUCGUUUUUUCUUAUUUUUUUACUUAUGAGGUUAUUUAGGAUCUAAUCAGCACACUGAAGGACUUUGCGUUCAGUUCAAAUCCUGGAAAAACGACGGUUACAGUUGGUAUGAUCGGCUAUCCUAACGUUGGCAAAAGCUCGACCAUUAACAAGAUUAUUGGAGCAAAGAAGACUUCUGUAUCAGCGACGCCAGGAAAGACGAAACACUUUCAAACACUUAUUGUUGACGAAGAAUUGACGUUAUGUGAUUGUCCUGGUCUUGUUAUGCCUUCUUUAGGAUUUUCUCCAGCUGAAAUGCUUUUGAAUGGUAAGUAGCUGCUUCUAGUUUUUUUAAAUUUAUUUUUAUAGCAAAAAUUAUGUUUGAAUAUUUAGGUAUUCUUCCUGUUGAUCAGAUGCGCGAUAGUGUUCCUCCUAUUCAACUUCUAUGCAAUCGUGUUCCUAAGGCUGCUUUGGAAAGCUUAUAUUCAAUAUUGUUACCUAAACCUGCGGACUUUGAAGAUUCUAAUCGACCACCAACUGCUCACGAGUUUCAAACGACGUUGGCGUUUAUGAAGGGAUUUAUGACAGAAGCUGGAGUACCGGAUGGAUCAAGGGUUGCAAGGAUAGUUGUCAAAGACGUGUUUAAUGGCAAGAUCAAGUGGACCGCGGCACCGCCUGGAGUUGAUCAACAGGAAUUUGACAGAUUUACAUACAGAGACAUUAAACCAGUUGAUAUAGGACAAAGUGGUGAAUUUUUAUUGAAUCAGGUAGGUUGUUUAGGCACAUGUGACAUUUUAGUACUACUUAGUUUUUAAAAUUUGUAAGCGUAACAUAUUAUGGUUUUGUAGCUCAGGAAAAGGAACUACUUGGUGACUGAUGACGUUUUGGGUAAUGCUGUUGACGACCGGUUUUUCAACAAAGAGUCAUCUGGGUUCCAUGUAAGGUCAGCAAAGGCUGGCAAUGAUGGUCAAGGCAAGAAACACUUUAAAGGAAAGAAGGACAAACUUCGACGAGUACAUGCUGAUCUUGAUGCUUAA
Molecule: messenger RNA, 1986 nt
Organism: Bursaphelenchus okinawaensis
Lineage: Eukaryota; Metazoa; Nematoda; Chromadorea; Rhabditida; Aphelenchoididae
Source: the annotation of a GenBank genome assembly